Messenger RNA from Dentiscutata erythropus, 294 nucleotides. The record is from the annotation of a GenBank genome assembly. Lineage: Eukaryota; Fungi; Glomeromycota; Glomeromycetes; Diversisporales; Gigasporaceae.
AUGAAUGCGGACUUUCCGUCACAUAAAAAUAAAGAAAAAAGAAAAAGAAAUGAUUUAACUCCUAACGAAUCCUACACAGCUUCUUUGGCUGGUCCAUCCUUAAACAUACCAUCAUAUGAAACUUUAGUAGAACCUUCAGAAAUACUUUCAGCCCUGGAUUUAUCAACUAGCGAUGAGUCAAUGAGCUCGACAACGUCUGACAAACUAGACUUAAUUCCACAUUCAAAUAACUUAGGAAUAUUCGGAACUGUUCUGGCCAGUACUGCCGCUUUACUUAAAGGUCAAUCCACGUAA